GGAAAGAAAGAGAAGGGGAGAAGCAGACCAAGAUUGAUGCUCUGGCAAGUCAGCACUGUGCUACUCUCACUCACUCACUCACUCACUCACUCACUCACUCACUCACUCACUCACUCACUCACUCACUCACUCACUCACUCACUCACUCACUCACUCUCUCACUCACACACACUCACACAGUCUUUGCAUUAGGCAAACACUCACAUCACACUCCCAAGCUGUUUAACAGGCAGGGAAAACACUGAGUCGGACCAAUCUGCAGCCCGUUACUGCAGGACAGGACAGGACCGCACCGAGGACAGCAGAACGUGAAGAAGAAGAAGAAGAAGAAGAAGAGAGGCGUCUGAAAGCUUCCCCCCGCUUCGCCUCGCAGCAACAGUUCCACCGUUGUCGUCCUGGGAGGUCCAGCGCUCCAGGGAGCUCUUUAAAGACACCUCUCCUAAACAGGGGAGAGGCAGCAAGGACAGGAGCAAGGGCAAGCGUAGCCUCACGCGCAGGUUGCUGUGAAUGUCCUCUCGGCAUCCCCAUGAACACAGGCAGGGGUGGAGGCGCGGUCUGGGAUGCAGGAUGGCACGGCAGGCGGAGGGCGAAGCCUCGAGGAGCAGGACCGCGUCCCUCAGCCUGGUCGCAGGGUUCUACCACUACCUGCGUGAUGAGCAGGAGGCUGUGCAGAAACGGACGUUCACGAAAUGGAUCAAUUCCCACUUGGCAAAGCACGUCCCGCCUCUGGUGGUGACGGACCUGUUUGAGGACAUCAAGGAUGGCGUGAAGCUGCUGGCUCUGCUUGAAGUCCUGUCUGGACUGAAGCUGCCAUGUGAGCAGGGCAAGAAGCUAAAGAGAAUCCACUGGGUUGCCAACAUCGGUACCGCCCUCAAAUUCCUGGAGGGCAGGAAGUCGGCCUACAGAGGAUCUCCGAUUAAGCUCGUGAACAUCAACGCCACAGACAUUGUUGACGGACGACCAUCGAUUGUAUUAGGUUUGAUGUGGACCAUCAUUCUCUAUUUCCAGAUUGAGGAGCUCACUAGUAGCCUGCCAGCACUCCAGACUUUGUCCAGCAGCACGUCCUCACUGGACAGCUCCACCAGCAGCACUGAGACCACCAGCCCACCUGUCAAAAGGAAACCCCUCCCCCCUCUGCAGGGCGGGGCCAGAAAGGCAUUACUGAGAUGGGUCCAGCAGACGGCCGCCAAGCAUCAGACGCUCGAGGUGAAGGACUUUGGGCCCAGUUGGCGCAGCGGUUUAGCAUUCUUCGCGCUCAUCCACGCCCUGCAGCCCAGUCUUGUUGAUGUGGAUCAUGUCCCAGACAGGCCGAACCGAGAGAAUCUGCAGCAAGCGUUUUUACUGGCUGAGACGGAGUUAGGCAUCCCACAGCUUCUUGACCCUGAGGAUGUCGAUGUAGACAAGCCAGAUGAGAAAUCUAUCAUGACCUACGUGACUCAGUUCCUGAAGCAUCGUCCCGACCAAAGGCCGAGUGACACCGAUGGACAUCCGGAGGAGGAGCGUGGCCUUGCUCCUCGCGAUAUAGAGGACAUGCUGGAGAGAGAGCAGCGAAAGAGCCUCCGGGAGCUCAAAAUGUGGCUCGACCACCUGGAGAGGGACGCGGCGCAGGCUCAGGAGACCCAAGUCAGUCUUGCUCAACAGUACCAGCUGUUCAAGAGUCUGCAUGUCCAGUUGGAGAUGAAGAGGAAGCAGGUGGAGGGAGCUUUGCAGUCCACCCAGAAGGAGGGGAUGCUGACUGUGGAUCAGGCCCUGGUCAAACAGGCCUGGGAGAGGGUUUCCAACAGGCUCCUGGACUGGCAUCUGCAGCUGGACAGGUCUCUCCCAGCGCCCCUAGACGAGGUGGGGGCAUGGCUGCAUGAGGCUGAAGGGACCUUGCGACAAGAAAUCCCUGUGCAGCAGGGACACGAAGUGACAGCUAACACUGUCCACAGAGCUCUGGAGCAGCACAAGGAGGUGCUAAAGAGCCUGGAGAGUCACCAGCAGGUGUUUCAGAGGAUCCAUAAGGACAGAAGUGUUGAUGGUGUCCCUGUUCCCUUAGACCAACUCCAAGACAUGGCAGAGAGGAUCAACUGUGUCUCUACAUCUUCUAGCAUCCACUUGGCCAAGAUGGAAUACUUGGAGAAUAAACACCACAUGCAGGCCUUCCUCACCUUGGCUGAGGCCAAGCUCAAAUCCUGGAUCAUCAAAUAUGGCCGACAAGAGUCAGUGGAAGUGAUGCUCCACAAUUAUACUUCAUUCGUGGAAAAUCACAAUUUCUUUCAAAACUACGAAGCACUGUUCCAGUCUCUGAAGCAGUCUGCUGAUGCCUAUGUCAGCGCUGACAGCUCAGUGGACGAAGGCGAGGCGGGAGUGCGCAGGUUCAUGCGGGAGGUCGUAACCCAGUGGAGGAGUCUGUCCAUGGAGGUGCGAAGCGUGAGGAGCAUGCUGGAGGAGGUGCUGUCCAACUGGGAGCGGUACAGCUCCACCGUGGCCUCUCUGCAGGCCUGGCUGGAGGAUGCAGAGGAGGCUCUGAUCCAGCCGGAAAGCGCUAAACGGGAGUUUUUCAGAAAUCUGAGCCACUGGAUGGAGCAGCAUGCAGCUAUGAACGAUGCGGGGAAUUUUCUAAUUGAAACAUGCAACGAGAGUGUGUCACUUGAUCUCAAGCAGCAGCUCCUUCUGUUGAACGGGCGAUGGAGAGACCUUUUCCUCAAAGUCCAACAAUAUGCCCAUGCUGAUGAAUUGGAGAAGUGGAGGAAGGACCAUCGAAAGGCUGUGUCAGCCCUGAAAGAGCUUCUGGACACAGCUGAGGCCAAGCUUAAUAGUCCUGUUCAAGUGUCUUUCCUCAGCGUUAGCACUUUUCUGCAUGACGUGGAGAAUACCAAGCAAAAGGUUGUUGCCAUGGAGACACAAUACAAGUUGGCUGCCCGCAGCGCUCAGCUCCUUGCCAAGGAUGCGCCCCAGGAUGAGGCUGCCAGGGUCAUGGCAUCUAUGGCAACAGCCAAAAGUCAGCUGAGUAAGGUCAGAGAGCGGUGUCCUCCUCUAGUGAGGGAGUGUCAUGUCCUUCUGCCUCUGUUGGAGGAGAUGGAGAAACACAUCACUACCUUUUACCAAGCGCUGGAGCGAGCCGGUCGCAUCACGGCUGCAGCAAGAGAGCCAGACCCACAAGCCCAGUCCCCACACAGACACAAGUGGCAGGAAUUGUUAAACCAGCAGCAAACCUGUAAACGUUGUCUAUCAGUGAUCGAGAGGAACCACCACACGCUGCAGAGAACGCUCUCCACCAGUAAAGUGCUCCGAACCUUCGACCUGUCGCUGCUGCAAAAGAGAGUGACUGAAAUACAGGGAUCAGCACAGGCGCUGCUGAAGGAAGUCGGGGAGUGGAGACGACAAGAGGAGGCCAACAACUGCCUGAGGAGGAGGUUUGAAGAAUCGCGACAGGAGCUGGAGAGGGUUCUGAGGAAAGCGCAGGGCUGCUUGAGCGAGACGGGAGAUGCUGAGGAAUUAUUGAAGAAGCACUCCGAGUUUUUUGGGCAACUGGACCAACGGGUGCUGAGCGUCUUCUUGAAGGCAUGCGAUGAGCUGACGGACAUCCUGCCACAGGAGGAACAACAGGGCCUGCAAGAGACAGUGCGCAGGCUGCACAAACACUGGAAGGACGUCCAGGGCGAGGUGCAGUCUCACCUGCUUCACCUGAAAGUGGAUGUUGAGCAAAGUCGCGUGGCUGGGAUCCUCCACGACUGCCGAGCAGAGCUGGCCCGGGAGAUGCGCGCCCUGUGCGGCACGUGCACCAGCGAGCGAGUCAUCAAAGAGCACAGAGCUUUUUUCAAGGAGCGUAAACCUCUGACUCUGUGUGAGAAGAGGAUUAGGAACAUGGAGGAUCUGUGUCAUAAGUUGCCUGACAACGACCCAGCUUAUGGAACGCUCGAUUCCACCAGAAGGGCUGUAGAAGAGGUUACAGAACAAAUCAAAAGCACCCAUCUGAGGUUGGAGCAGCACCCUGAUAAAUGGAAAGAGUGGAAUGAGAGGUUCUGUGAGCUUUCUGAUUGGCUUUCAUCCCAGAGGAGGCAGCUGAGGCUGCUGAGGGAGACCGCAGGAAGCCCCAGUGAUCAGGAGCAAGUGGAUGCCAGAGUUCAGGCGAUGCAAAAAGCAGUGGAUGCCCGCGAGGAGAGCUUACUGUGGCUUAAAAACCGCCUGGCUGGCUUGUCUGAGGUGAGCUCUGAGCUGGAGGUGCAGAGACAAAGAACAGCCCUGGCAAAGCUCUCAACUGACCUGCGGGCUCUUUUUUCGUCACUCUUUCAGUGGGGUGAGGAGGGCUCGCCAAUGUUCCAGUACGAGGAGCUGAGAGAUGAGAUACGUGCUGCACUGAAGGAGGUUCUGAGAGCGCGGAUGGAAACUGAGGAGCAGACUAGUGAGAUAUUGAACGCUGAGGGCCUGGAAGAGGCCAAAACCCUUUACCUUAUUCACCAGCAACACCUGAAGCGCAUGCAUGCUAGCAGGAGGGAUGCGGAGCUGCUGGUGUCCCACUGCCGCCAGCUGCAGAGAGGGGAGGAGCUCAGUCAGUCCCUCCUGGAGCUGGAGGGGGCUUUCAGGGAGGUCGACCAAGUAUCGGGGGCAAUCGAGCUACAGGCCACUCUGAGCUCCUGGCAGGAUUUUGAAGCAGAGAGGGAGACACUCUGGGAGUUUAUCAGUAAUACCAGCAAUGAGCUGCACAAAGAACUGAUUUUUAACAGCCUGGACAGUCUGAGAACCGAACUGAAACAAAAUAAGGAGCUUUUCUUCAGGGCUGAGGAGUGCUGUGUUAGAGCAGAUCUGCUCCUGGAGAAGGCAACAGACAUUCACCUUGGUCCGAAAAAUCAGACCCUCCUCCUGCAUCAGGCCCAGUCCACCAGAGAAGCAGUCACACACCUUCAAGACCAUGUCAACAAGAAUGUUGUCCAACUGGAAAGGAUGUGUGUGUUGUGGGAGCGCUUGAGCCGGGAAUUGGAGCACUUCUCCUCUUGGAUAAAUGAGACGGAGAAAGAGCUGGAAGCCAUCAGCACCAGCACCUCGUUGGACCCUUUAGACAAAAACAUCAGCAUGGUGGAGGAGGUUGCCGUGGGAUUAGAAGAGAAAAGGGAAGCUCUGGCCCACAUGGAAGCCGACUGUGAGGCCCUGUCCAGAUGUGUGACCCCCGGAGAGUCGGGGCAUAUCUGGGCACAACUUACCCAGAUCAGACACUAUUGGGAAGAGCUCAAGGAGAAAGUAGAGGAGCUGGGGGGUCACCUCACCCAGAGUGUCUCAUACAGACAGAGAUACAACGAUAACCUUGAACAGGUGAAAAAAAUAAUGAGUGAUCUUAAAGAGAGGCUUGACUUUCCCAUCACAUUCUGUACAUCGUCAUUUGAGACAUACAAGAUUCUCCAGGAUCAUAUGGAGGUGUGCCAGGCUGUGGAGCAGCUGAAGCCCAGGCUCAUAGCCCUGUCUUCAGCCCUGAGGAGGCUUGGGGAAGGCACCCAGCUGAAGGAAGAGGUGGCUAACCUCCAGAGGCAGCAGGGAGAGUUUGUGGCAGUGGCUGCAGAGAAGCAGUCUACGCUAGAAAGCCUUGUAGCACUAUGGCAAAGGUUUGAAAAGGAGAGUUCAUCCAUGAAAAACUGGCUGGACAGGUGCGAGUCCGUCUGCUGUACAGACUCUAGACUGCUUUCUGUGGACAAACUAAGGCUCAGGACUGAACUACAAACUGUACAGGCAAUGCAGGGAGAGAUACCGUCGUAUGAGGCCCUCCUCCAGGGUCUAGUGAAUCUCGGGCUGUGUCUCUAUCCCACAGCACCUGAAGCUUGUAUCCAAGAGCUCAGUGAUGAUCUUGCACAGCUACAGAACAGAUGCAUUUCUGCAAAGAGCGGCAUUAUACACAGGUUUGAGCUGUUGCAGUCCCAGUUGUCCCACUUAAAGCUGUUUGAUGAGACACUGCUGACUCUGACCCAAGGAAGUGAAAGCUUCCUGUCCAUGUUGAGAAGUUCUUCUCAGGUCAACACUGAUGAUCUUGAAGCUGGAAUUACUAAACUAAAGGAGCAUGAGGUGCAACUACAAGAGUAUUCAUCACUUGAAGAGACUCUUCGCCAAAGAGAGUCCACCAUUCUUCAUUGUUCCACCCCAGAAGCACAGCAGCAGCUCCAGGGCUGGAGAGAGGACUGUCUACAACCCUUCAGUGAAUCGCAGCGUCUCCUUCUUCUGCGUAAAGAGUGUCUUACUGCUUUAAAGACGUUCUUUGAGAAGCACAGAAUGGUAACCAAAGCUAUUCGCCGCCUCCACGAGGCUGUGGAGGGUAGGGGGAGCUGGGACUGCUCCAAAGCUGAAGAGUUGCACCAGGAAAUAGGACAAGUGGCUAAAGACGUGGCCAGGCUUGAGGCGGAGGCAGUUGGGUUGGAUGGGCAGCUGAGCAAGGCACACCUGUACCUGUGUGGGGUGGAGUGGCGGGGCCCCAGAGACCCAGGCCGCCCUCUGGGAAGAACGUCUUGCAGACGUCAGGCAGUGGCCCUCACGAUGGGCCUGGAGGAGGUACAGAGAGGCGUGGGGUGGAGGCAGAGUGAGGCCGAUGCAUUAGGGGCCCUGUGGAGCUCCUUCAGGGAGAGGAAGGAGGAGGUCAUGAAGAACAUGAAGAAACUAGAGGAGGAAGUGAACCAAGAGGGGGCCAGGGAGACCUCUGUACAAGCCUUUCAAAACAGAGUGCGUUUUUUCGUCCAGCUGGAGGAUGAGCUCCAGUCCCUGCAGCACUCCCAGCAGUGGUUAGAGGAGAAGGGAAGCCAGCUGGCCCAGCGGGACAGUGAGCUGGCCGGGGAAGCGCUCAGGGAAGUAGCACUGGUGAAGACAGCCUGGGAGAACAUCAGGACUCUGAUCACCAGUGGUCAGGAACACAGUGGAGUCGUGAUAGAGCUUCUUCGUCAGUUCCACCACCUGAAGUCGGUCCUCAGCACCGUUGUGGACAAUGCACAGGCUGUUGCUCACAACCUACCUGACCAUAACCAUGACGCAUUGGAGGCCAGGAAGACUUACACACGGCAUGAGACUGUCCAAGCUGAGCUGAGAGAGAAGCAGGAAGACAUGGACCUGCUAAUCAGUACAACCGAAGACCUGCAGCGCGAGCUGGAGAAGAUGCCCCGCUCCGACACAUGCUCCAUCCAGAAAGACAUGGAGCUGCUACGAGACCAGUGGUUGGAGGCCUCUGAGAAAAUACAAACCAACACUGAGAGGCUGGGGUACUGUGUGACACUGUGGGACGACCUGAAGUCAGCAGAACAGGACAUCAACCAAUGGACCGCCACCUCUCUUGCUGAUCUCACUGACAGCAUCACUAACCUCAGUGACAAGGAGAAGACAGAGGCCCAUCUCACCGCCUUUCAGGCUGAGGUUGACAAGAGGGAGCAGAGGCUGGAUUGUCUGCAGGAGCGAUUAGCGGAGCUGAAGGAGCGAGCCAAACUGCAGGAAACCCCGUUACAGAUGCAGGUCCUUGAGACAGACCUAAGGAAGAAGAUUGACCACGCGCAGGAGGUGUACAACCAGGCCAAACACACUCUGACCUACUUCAGUUUCCAAAAGCAGCGACUCGAGGACCUGAUGUCCCAGAUGGCCGAACGGCUGGAGGCAGUGGAGGGUUCAUUAUCUGACCUCACUGAUACCACUUCCCCUGAAGACAUUGGUACCGUCAAGAACCUGCAGAGUGUUGUGCAGAAACAGAGGGCAGAUAUGGACUCGGCACGAGACGCCCUGUCCACCCUUUGCAGGGCCCAUCCCACCCAGGAGCUGUCGCGCCUGUCCUCUGACCUUACUCUGAUUGCUAAACGAACGGAGGCUGUGGCCCUGCGUUGUGCCAGGACCAGGGGCAACCUGCAGGACGGACUGCAGCUUCACUUCCACGAACUUGUACGCGAUUUCCACACCUGGCUGGACGAUCUAAAGUUACAGCUGAAAAAAUGCUCAAACCAGUUCGGGGAUGUUGCUGCACUUGAAGCCAAGGUGCAGAGGUUAAAGAUGUUAAUGGAGUGUACGCCAAAGGGUGAGAAGCGCCUCUCUCAAGUUUGUGAGGCGGCAGAAAGGCUUCAGCUCCACUUGCCUAAAGCUGCGGUUGCUCAGGUCCAAGAGCAUCUCUCCUCGUGUCAGACAGAAUGGAGGGCAUUCGUGGACAGCUGUUCUCAGAGCCGACAUGACCUGGAUGCGUGUAUCGACCUUCUGAAAAAUUUUGAGGACAGCGUUGAGGGUGUGAGAGGCGUGCUGAAGCAGAUCGAGCUCAGCCUGAGGAGCGAGCCGGAGAUUGCAGCAGAGGGCCAGCAAGGAUCACCAGACACCACAGAAGAGCUGGAGAGGAUAGAAAACCUCCAUAAAGAACUGCUAGAAAGGAGGGAUUCUAUUGAACGUCUGCACCAGGAGGCCCAGUCGCUGUCUGAAGCAGGCCGAGGGUCAGGAGGAGAAGUCACAGUGACAGGCCAGCUCCAGAUGGAGCACCAGGCCCUCCUAAAGACAGCAAGGGAGAGGCUGCGAGGCUGCCAGGAGAGUCAGGCCUUUGGAGAGACUCUUCAGGGAGUCUGGGCCUGGCUGGAGGAAAUCCAGGAGAGGCUGGGUACAGUAGACAGCACCAUGGGGACCAAGGAGCAGUUGGAGCAGAGGCUGGAGGCUGUGCAGGACAUCCUGCUUUUGAAGGGAGAGGGAGAGGUGAAGCUGAAUAUGGCCAUGGGUAAGGCUGAGCUGGCCCUGCGCAGCCACGGAGCUACCGGACAGGAAGCGGUCCGCUCUCAGCUCCAGGAAGUAGAGGACGCGUGGGCCACGCUGCUGGUGACCGCCAUGAGCUGCCACAGCCGGCUGGAGUGGACGGUGUCGCAGUGGGGAGGGUACCUUGAGGGCGCUGCCCAGCUGCGCUGCUGGAUGGAGGCCGUGGAGCGGGACGUGUGUGCACCCCUCACUCCGCAGUCGGGGCCGAGAGAGAAGGCCUCCCAGUUGGAGAGGCUCAGAGCGCUGCUGGCCGACCUGGAGGACCACCAGGUGGCACUGUCCAGCCUGGAAGAGAAGGCCAGAGAGCUCUUCAAGAAGACGGCUGAUGCCAGCUUCAACCAUGGCGCCCGCACCCAGCUGCAGACCCAGUUUGAUGACCUCACAGCCUUGGUGGAGGAGAGAGUUCGCCUGGCUCAGGCCGUGGUUUUGGAACACCAGGAUUAUCUGGAGGCUGUGAGGGAGCUCACUGAUUGGCUGAUGACUGCAGGGGAAGAGCUGCAGCACUGGUCCGAUACAACGGGAGACUCUGCCUCCAUCAAAAAGAAGCUGUCAGAAGUGAGGGAGCGUGUAGAGUGCUGGUUGCGGGAGGGCCGAGAGCACCUCAGCCGCGUGCGGAGAACCGCGGCCGCCACGGCGGAGCACACUGCGGCGGGGGGCUGCGAGGCCAUGGACCGACAGCUGGGGGCGCUGUCCCAGGCUGUGGAGCAGUGGGAGGGCGCCGCCCUGAAGGCCAGAGACGGCCUGGAGGGGACCCUGGCCGCCGCUCAGGCCUCAGAGGAGGAAUACGAGCGUCUGACGGCUCAGCUGGAGGACGAGCUGAAGGAGCUGGACGCUCGACUGAGGGGGUGGAGCCAGGAGCUGAUUAGAGCCGAGGGGCGGAGCAACGGCGAGGAGGCGGUGGCAGGAUGGCAGCUGGCUAUGGACGUACUGGAGGGCUUGCAGAGCGCCGAGCCGAUGGCCGAGAAGCUGAAGGGCCAGCUCAACAACCUGGUGCGAUACUCCAGAGACCUGGACUCCCAGUCCGACCGGGUCACUGGACUCAUCAAGCAGCACAACAGCCUCAGCCUCCGCGCGGCCAGAGAGUGUCAGAACAAGGAGCGCCUGUUGGAGCAGAGGUUCCGCGCGGCCCUCAGGGACUUCCAGCAGUGGUUGGUCAACGCCAAGAUCAGUACGGCCAAAUGCUUCGACGUGCCGCAGAGCGUCGCAGACGCCGCCGCCGCGCUGCAGCGCAUCCAAGAGUUCCUGAGUGACAGGGAGCACGGCCAGGCCAGGCUGAGUACAGUGGGAGCCAGUGGGGAGCUGCUCAUGGCUGUGGUGUCCAAAGACCGCGUGGAGGGAAUCAAGGCCAAGGCGGCGAACGCCAGGGACGACUGGAAGAGCUUGAUGAGCAACCUGCAGAUGAGGGAGGAGGCGCUCAAGAGCUUGCAGUCUCAGAUGGCGGAGUUCGACGCCAGUGCAGAGCCUCUGCAGGACUGGCUGAACGGCGCGGAGGUCAGAGUUCAGGAGAGCACCGCUCGCCUGCACGACCUUCCAGCCAAGAGAGAGGAGCUGAGCAAACUGCAGUGUGUGCUGGAGGAAAUGGCCAGUCGGGAGCAAGAGCUGUGUCGACUGAGGGAAAGCGCUCACAGUCUGUGGGAGGGACAGGCCGCCGGCAAAGGCUUCGUCCAUCGCGUCUCCCAGCUCUCAGCGCAGUACCUAGCGCUCAGCAACCUGACCAAGGACAAGGCCUCCAGGAUUGAGCGUAUCGUGGGGGAACACCGUCUCUUCUCUCGGGGCCUGAAGGAACUCCAGGACUGGGUGUGUGAAGCUCAGAGGGUCCUCAGCACCUGCAUCUCCACCACCACUGACAAGAGCCUGCUGGAGGAGCGGAUGUUACACCUGGAAGCCCUACUAGCUGCACGCCAGGAGAGGGAGAUCCAGCUAAAAAUGCUGCUGACGCGGGGGGAGGCGGUGCAGAGGAACACCUCGGCCGAGGGCGUCCCAGUUAUUCGCAAACAGAUCCAGGACCUCAAGGACUCGUGGGACUCCCUGCUUUCUGCCUCCAUUCAGUGUAAAAGUCAAUUGGAGGGGGCACUGUCACAGUGGACCAGCUAUCAGGAGGACGUGGGUCAGUUUGUGCAGUGGAUGGAGCGUGUGGAGGAAACGCUCAGCUGCUCAGACAGACAGUACUCUGAGAUGAGAGACAAAACCGCCAACCUGGGAAAGACCAAGCUUCUCUAUGAAGAAGUGCUGAGUCACAGCAGCCCCCUGGAGACCAUUUCCACAAAGGGGUCCAGUAUGGCCGAACACUACACCACCCAGCAGGAGGUGCAACAGCUGCAGUGUCGAUACAACGCCCUCAAAGAGAAGGCCAAGAGUGCAGUCAGUAGGGCCAAGGGGCUGGUACUCGUACAUCAGGAGUAUCAGCGGGCGUUGCACGUGUUUGAGGAGUGGCUGGAGCAGGAACAGGCCAGUCUGGCGUCCCUGUCCCACCCAGAGGGAAACGUGGAGACAUUGGAGACGACACUGCAGCAACUACAGCUGCUGCAGGAACGCUGCUCGAACGGCCAGUCCCUGCUUUCCUCCGUGCUGACCAGCAGGGAGAGAGUAAUCCCCUGGGGCUUGCCUCAGAUUGAAGACCGAGCCCUGGACACCGCUCAGCGGGAGUGGGCGGCCUACCAGGAUCGCCUGGAGGAGACCCAGGCCCACCUGAGCUCCACGCUGGUGAAACUGAAGCAGACGGGCCAGCGGUUCCUGAGUCUGGCCCAGUGGCUGGACGAGAUGGAGAAGGUGGCAGCCAUCAGACGGCACCGGAAGUCAGACAGGGCCACCAAGGGGACUCAGCUGAAGAAACUUCAGGCGAACCUUGAGGCGGCGCUGGCGCGUCAAGGGGAGGUCGACGGCCUCUCGUCUCUGGCCCAGCAGGUUUUGGAGGAAACCUACAUCAGCAGCCGCAUCAGCGGCACUGCCACCCAGCUCACGGCCCGCUACCAUUCGCUGCUGCUCAGCAUGCAGGACACCAUCAAACAGCUGCAGGAGGAGCUGAAGUCUGUUGAAGAGGCUGAAAAGCUUUGUGUCUCCUUCACUGACUGGCUCAGCUCGACCCAGAAGAGCUUCGCGGUGCUAACUGACUGCUCUGAACCUCUGGACCGGGCCGCCAUGGACAAGAAGAUGAAACGACUAGAGAGUCUUCAGUCCGAGCUCCAGCACGGUCACGGAUUCCUGAAGUCCCUGAGGGAACGGGCAGAGCAGGCAGCAGGCUUCCUGGACGAGGCCGGAGCUGAGCGCCUCGGAGGGGAGGUGGAGGCCCGCCUCGCCCAGCUGGAGGAACUGGCAGGUGGGCUGAGGCAGGAGCACAGUUUUCUGGAGCGGGCCUUGUUUUUAUCUAAGGAGUUCCAGGAUCGCUACAAGGCCCAGGCCCAGUGGCUGGUGGAGACCCGGGCUUUGCUGAACACCCCAGUGGAGCUCAAGGCUGAAUUGUACCAACGUAGAGCACAGCUAUCGAAGUAUAAGGCUCUGUUACAGAUGGUUCAGUCCCACGAUGGAGCCGUUAGGUCAGUGAUGGAGAGGGGAGAUGCUCUGUUGGCUUCUGUCCACUAUCCCUCCAUCAGAGACAAGAUGAGCAGGCUACAAAGAGACUACUCUGAACUCUGUAAAACAGCCAUGGCUCACGUGGAGAAUCUGGAACGCCAGGUGAAGGAACAGGAAGCGUAUCACAGCGAACUCCAGGAAGUGGAGCGCUGGCUGCUCCAGAUGUCGAGCAGGAUGGUGACACCUGAUCCCACCGUGAGCCGCAGCCUGGAGGCAGCCACUCAGCAGCUGGCCAGGCAUAAGGCCAUCAUGGAGGAAAUAGCAGGGUUCGAGGAUCGCUUGUCGGGCUUGAAGGAGCGGGGCGACCACUUGGUCCAAGGCUGCAGCGACCGCGUGCAGAGCAGACUGCGGCAGCAGGUCCAGGCUCACCAGCAAGGCACCAGAGACAGCUACUCUGCCAUCUGCAGCACAGCGCAGAGAGUUUAUCAGAGUCUGGACCACGAGUUGCAGAGACAUGUGAGUCUCCAGGACACACUGCAGCAGUGCCAAACCUGGUUGACCUCUGUUUCAGAAGAACCAGAAACUCCAACACAUCCUCCUCUCAGCCUGGAAGAGGCGCUUCAGCAGGUGAAGCAGGAGCGGGCUCUGCAGGAACAGGCCAGCACUUACCUCCAUCUCGUGUGCUCAACGUGUGACCUGUCAGAGCCGAGGGUCAGGGAAACGGCAGCAGCCAUCCAGCAGGUUAAGCUGCAGAAUGAGGAGCGCAUGCUGCUUUGUGAAGAGGUAUCAGACAGCUGGAGGGACUUAGAGGAGCAAAAAGCAGAUUUAGAGGUCCAGCUGAGAGAGACAGAGCAGCAGCUUCAGAGCCUUGUUAGGAGGCCCGGUGAGCUGGAGCCCAAGAUUGCACAAAACCAGCUGGACAAGGCACAGGAGUUUCUCCAGCAAAUCAGAGAACGACAAUCUGAGGUCAAUCAUCUGAAUGAAGCCAUUGGUAGAGUGACAGACGGACAGGUGUGUCCGGUUCUGGAGGAGACCAGGAGGCUGAAGAGAAGCUGGACGGAGCUGGGCCAGCGGGCUGAAGAGCUGGAGGCCCAGAGAGGGGAAGACAUGCAGCGGAGUGUGGAGUAUCAGGAGAGCGUGGUUGCUGUGGAGGAGCUCUUCCACCAAGUUUCCAGGGAAUGGGACUAUCUUGCCAGGGCUGACACAGAAAGCACGAGUGAGCAUCUAGAGGCUCUGAGAAAGCUGUCCAGUGACCUGCAGGAGCAAAAAGCCACUCUAGAAGACCUCAGGGACCAGAGGCAAGCCAUCAUGCCUCGACUUAGCCUACUGGACAAAGAGCUGGUCAAGCAGCAGGUGGGCCACCUGGAGCAGCGCUGGACACAGCUCGAGUCGCUAAUUCAGCAGAAGAUCCAGGACUCUGCCCAGACGCUGGAGGAUCUAGCGCGUGUGGAAACGCAGCUGAGGGACGCCCGGGAGUGGGUGGAGGAGCAGCGGCCUGCGCUCACCUCCGCGCUGAAAUCCAGCCCGCCGCCGGACCUGGCCCAGAGCUUCCUGUUCGACCACCUGAGCGUGUGCGUCGAACUGGAGGCUCGCCAGCAGCUGCUGAGUCAGGCACUGAGAGAGGCCCAAGCGGUCGCCUCCCGUCUCGGGCUGAGCGAGAAGAGGAGCCUGCAGGAGCUCGUUGAACACGCCCAGGCUGAGGUGGAUUCUCUAGGGACCCGUGUGGCACAAAGGAGGAAGUACCUCAGUAAGGCGUUCACAGAGAGGACACAGUUUCUGCAAGGCCUGGGGAGAGCAUUGUCCUGGGUACAGCAGCAGCAGAGGAAGGCUCUGAUAGAUGAUCACAUAGGCCUUCUUCCUGAGGACCUAGCCAAACAAGUUGCUACAUGUAGAGGGGCCCAGAGCAGCUUACGGGCCUACCAGAGGGAGCUGGCAUCUCUCUGGGUACAAGGAAGGGAGCUCGAGAGAGAUGCCACCGACAAGGAGAGAGCGGAGACCUUGGCGAGACUGGAGGAGCUACAGGCCGCGUUUGAAGCUGCUCUUCAGAGGACCAGCCAGCGGGUCACCGACCUGGAGAAAGCCUUGACCUCCAGGAGGUACUUUCAGGUGGACCUGGACAAGACCUGCCACUGGUUAAGACAAGCCGAUGCCAUUACCUUCCCUGAGAUCAACUUAAGCAACAUUGACGACAACGCAGAGUUGCAAACGCAGCUGUCGAACUUCCAGAAUGUCUUGGAACAAGCCUCAGAGUACGAGAACCUCCUGCUUAUUGUUCAAAGAAUAGGCCAGGAGAUCCUCCCGACUCUGAACGAGAUCGACCAUUGCUACUUAGAUGAGAGGCUCAACGCGCUUCCUCAGCAGUACAAUGCCAUCCUAGCACUAGCCAAAGAGAAGAAAGACAGAGUCCAUCAAAUUAUCCUAGAGAGGAAAGAGUUCAGCACUUUCUUCGACAUCACUCGAAAUGCAGUAGAGGAGCUUCAGGAGCAGUUUGACAAUCUGGAAAAGCAGACUAUCAGUAUGAAAGAGGAAGAUGUUGUUCAUCUAAUAAGUGAACACAGAAGUAUUAAUGAGAGUUUAUUCCAUAUCAGUCCUGCUGUGAGAGAACUACAAGGAAAAAAUGAAGGGUUUCUAAGUAGAGGUCAACAGUACAGAGCGGAGGAGACGCGGCAAAUGGUCAGUCUCCACAACACACUGAUGAGAAGGAAUCAUGAGAAAAUGAAAUCACUAGAUGCUUCCUUGAAGACACUACGCGAACAUAACAGGGUGUUUACAAAGUUGGGCUCAGUGUUGAUGUGCGGUAAAGAGGAUCUGGUUCGACUUAAGUCCGACAAGGACGUGGACGCUUUGGAUAAAAUCGCAAGCCUUUAUUCGCUGUUGGGAAAUCUGGAUGUGGCGUCUUCUCAGACUGUGAAUUGCCACCGGCAAACAGAGGAGCUUUGUGUGACGUUUGAUUCAGCCGCCUUUCAGGAAACUACCUCACAGCUAGAAUCAUUGCGGUCUUUACAGCGUGAGGUCAAGUGUUUGAUUCAAGAAACGGAAGCCAACGUCUCGAAGACUGAAGAUUUCACAGGGGAGACGGGAAAAAUAUUGGAACACCUGGCGACGGUCAAGAAAAAACUGGAAGAGCCUUUGAGUCUUCCAGAGGCCACGGUUGAGAGCGUGAACGAGGAAGCGUGCAGGCUGAAAACCAUGGAGGAGGAAGUGAGGAGUGGUCUGAGGAGCGCAGAGGCCUUGGGCAGCGUGGAGAAGCAAAGGUUUUGUAGGAGAAAGGAAAGUAUUCCAGAACACGUGGGGAAAAAAAUACAAGAGGUGGAAGAACUUGGAGCUGAAGUCACAAAUGGAAUGUCUAAGAAACAGCUGGCUGUGGAUAACGUUCUGUCCCUGGUCCAGAGGCACCACUUAUCCUCACAAGCUCUGCAGAAAUGGCUGGACUCCGCUGUGGCUUUGCUUCAGAGGGACGGCUCUGGGGUGGAACUCGAGGACCAGACAGGAUGUUUGCACGACCUGGAAGAAAUUCUAGGCCAGGAAAAGAGCUUCGCAACAGAUUUGGACGAGCUGAGGACAGUGAAUGGACUUCUGGUGGAUUUUAUGGAACCGGGAUUGACGAGUGGCCUCAGAGACAAUGUUGAGACAAUGCGACUGAGAGGCAAUGAUGUCAAACAGCAACUAGAUGCUCACAGAGCCGUGCUGCAGAGAUGUGCGACUUUAUGGAGCUCCUUCCAACAUGAAAAGGAAACGCUGGUCGAACAGAUGAAUGACUCAGAAAACAAGAUGGCCUUGUUCACGACAGCAAAAGCCGUCAGCAUGCAGCAGGCAGAGGACAAGUGUCAGAGAUACAAGUCUCUGGUGGCCCACAUCGACCUGCUGGAGUUGCCGCUCAGCGCUUUGAAGGAAAAUGCAACCGAGUUGGAUCAGAUCGUGUCCGAGUCCAGCAAAGCCGUCACCAGCCACUCGGUGUCGUCACUAUGGCAACGGUGGACCAGGCUCCGCCGCGUGGCCCGGGCCCAGGAGAGGGCUCUGGAGGACACUGCGAGGGAGUGGAGGAAUUUCACAGAGAAAAUGGAAAAGGUGCGCUCAGUGUCCAAGGAUCUCCACGCUCGUAUCCCAGACAGUACAGUUGAGAAGGCCGCCACCAGGGCGGCGCUCCAGAGCCUGCUGGAGUACCAUGACUCCUUCACCCUGGAGGUGGAGAGGGAGCAGUCUAUCCUGGCCCUACUGGGGCAACACACCUACAGCCUCAGAGGAGAGGAGGAGGAGAAGACGGAGAACGGCCACCAGGACACAUCAUGCCUGCAAGAGAUCAGAAACCUCCAGGAGCAGUAUGACAGCCUUGUGCUGCGGGUGAGAGCUAGCAGGGCUCAGGUACAUCAGGAGCUGAGGGAGAGAGAGGAGGUUGAGAAGGAGCUGGGUCUGGUGAAGGGCUGGAUCCAGGACACUCGGGGGCUGCUGCUUAGUCCGACCGCAGACCUGGAUUCUUUGUUGCAAGAGCUGGAGACUGCACAUGGUGAGGUCAUCAGCAGGCGUCAGAGUGUGGAGCGCAUGGCAGAGCUGCAGCAGUCUAAGUACCAGGACCUCCAGGCAGGUCUGCCCUCUGAGCUCAGCAUGCAGCUGGCUGAGGUGGCGCUGGCUCUGGGCUCUGCUGAAGACCAGGUCCAGGCCAGAGAACGAGAGGUGCAGCAGACCAGGGAUGUGAAAGAAGACUUUCACUCGAGGCUCCAAGACAUUGAGGCAAAGCUCAAGACUAUUGCUGUGAAAUUAGAAGACAAAGCUGUUGACCUGGAGGAGGCCAAAGACGAGACCAAAGCUCUUUGUGAGGAAUGUGAAUCGUGUGUUCGCUCUCUGGCAGAGCUGGGAGCAUCGGUCCAGGAGUUUGGUGAGCAGAACCCGCUGCUGUGCAAGCAGCUGGGCGACGCUGUGGCCAGACUCACAGAGGUGCAACAUCACACAACGCAGCAGGUGCACAACAAGGCCAACAGACUGAAGAAGGCAGAAAGGCAGGUGCAGGAAUAUCAGGGUAUGAAGGCGUUCAUUUUGGCCUGGACAGAAAAGGCAGAAGCGCUGGUCUCCAGUAACAUCAUCUGGAGCUCUGCUUCCCAGCUGCAGGAGCAAAUCCGUGCACAUCAGGCUUUGCUGCGGGAGUGUCGUGGUCUCCAUGGUGACUUGGAGGCCAUGGGAGAGAGGGAGGUGCAGCUGGGGGAGGUGCUGCAGAUGGAGGGGUGGAGCCAGCAGGUGAAACACCUCAGCCGAUGCACAGAGGAGCUGCAGCAAUCUGCCAAGAGUCGGCUCCAGAGUCUGCAGGACGCAGCGAAGGACGUGUUGCGUUUGGAGACGGAGGUGAAGAGCCUCCAUGCUGCCGUGGACCAGAUCCAGGUCACACUCGCCUCCCCUGAUCUCAACAGACUUAGUCUCAGGGAACAGCUCACACAGAGACAGCGUCUCCUGGUGGAAAUGGAGGGCUUCAAACAGCAGGUGGUGGCUGUACAGCAGUGUCAGAGCGCCCUCCGACUGCCAGAGGAGGUAGUGGCCAGUCUGCCCAUCUGCCGCACAGCCCAGUCACUGCAGCAGGAGGCCAGCCAGCUGCAGCACACCACCAUUCAGCAAUGCAACAUCCUGCAGGAGGCUGUGGUGCAAUAUGAGCAGUACGAACAGGAGGUGAAGAAUCUUCAGAGACUGAUCGAAGAAGCCCAUCGCAUCAUUCAGGACCGGCCUGUCUCCACCAACAACAUACAGGAACUCCAGGCUCAAAUACACCACCACGAGGAGUUGGCCCAGAAGAUCCGCGGCUACCAGGAGCAGAUCGCCUCGCUCCACUCCAAGUGCAAGAUGCUGACGGUGAAGGCCAAGCACGCCACCAUGCUCCUGACCGUCAGCGAGGUGGACGGCCUGUCGGACGGCGUGGACGAGCUGAGCGACGAGGAGCUGCCCGGCGCCGCGGCGACCGCGGACGCCAAGCAGCUUCCAGCGCAUCCCUCCGUCGUCAUGAUGACAGCCGGCCGCUGCCACACUCUCCUCUCCCCCGUGACGGAGGAGUCAGGGGAGGAGGGCACCAACAGCGAGGUCUCCUCUCCCCCUGCCUGCCGCUCCCCCUCCCCAGGGGCUAACGCUGACACUCCUCUUAACCAGGGCCGAACCAAUUUAAGCCGAGCGCCCCUCCAGGAGCUGUACGACCCGUCUAUGGAAACCAGUGCUGCUAACCUGGACGACCUGCAGAGAUCCUGGGAGACACUCAAGAAUGUGAUCAGCGAAAAACAAAAGAGUCUCUACGAGGCUCUGGAGCGGCAGCAGCACUACCAGGAGACUCUGCAGUCCAUUUCCACCAAAAUGGAGUCUGCUGAAGUUGCGCUCAAUGAGGGUCUGGAGCCCAACAAGACCCCCGAGAGCCAGAUGGCUGCACACCAGGCUCUGAUGGACGAGAUCCUCAUGCUGCAGGACGAGAUCGGUGAGCUACAGACGUGCUUCUCGGAGGAACUGGCAGACAGCGACGGUGACGGUGAGGCUGGCGACCAACUGGCCCUGCAGUCCACCCUCACGGUGCUCGGAGAGAGAAUGGCCACGAUACGAAUGAAGGCUUCAGGGAAGCGGCAGCUGCUUGAAGAGAAGCUAAGUGAGCAGUUAGAGGAGCAGCGACAGGAACAGGCCCUGCAGCGUUAUCACAGCGAGGCAGAGGAGCUCGACCACUGGCUGCUCAGCACUCGCGCCACUCUGAGCUCCGCGCUCCAUCCCCAGAAUGAAGACCUGGACAUGGAGGAGCAGCUCAUCGACUGCCAGAACAUGCUGUUUGAGAUCGAGCAGAAGGUGUCGUACCUCUCGGAGCUGUCCGUGCACAGCGAAAGCCUGCUGCUGGAGGGCCGGGCUGAGACCAAGGGAGAGGCGGAGCAGCUCACCUUCAAACUGCACUCGCUCAAAGACAGCCUGCUGGAGCUGCAGCAGAUGCUGCAGGACAAGCAGGUCGACAUCAAGGGUUCACUGCAGGAGCAGGAGGACAGUGAGCCCGACUCAUCCCUGUCCCAGAGUCCUAACGUGCAGGAUUGGCUUUCCCAGGCCCGUUCCACUCGGACGCAGCAACACCACGACAACCUGCUUCGGCAGAGAGAGUUGCAGGAGCAAGUGGCUGAACAGAGGAGGCUCCUCCAGUCUGUAGCAAGUGUUGGGGAGGAGUUACUUAACCAGCAGACCACACCCAAUGGGGACAGCGAGGAGUCGGUGCCAGGAGGUGUGUUGCUGGAGCCGGAGUGUGUGUCUCCUGUGGACCAGCUGAGACAACGCUGGGAGAACUUGAACAAGGAUCAGAGCACAAAGCUGCAGCUCUCCCUUAACUCCCUGGAACACGACCAGCUGAGCCCGGUCCUCCACUGGUCCCGUCUGUCCAGUCCCAGUAUGGUGUUUAAAUCCCAGUCUGCCAGCCAGGACUCUCAGUCUCCAAGAGCUUUGUUUGAGGCCUGCUGCCAGACUCUGGAAAUAAUGGCCCAAGAGGCAGCAGGUGGUAUCAGUAAACAUUCAGGGACUUCGGGAGUCGCAGCUGUCCAGCAGGACCUGUAUGCUGCAGUUUCAGCAGCCUCCUCGUGGUUGGAUGCUGCUGAGAAUCAGCUGCUCUCUGGUCCUGUGCUGCUGUCUGAGGACACGGAGACACAACUUACAAAUUUAGAGGGUCUGAAUAAACAGCUGAAGGAGAUGAGCAGGGAGGUGAACCUGUGCAGAGACCUCCUGGGUAGAGGAGCAGGCCGGCUGUGUGGAGGAGACGAGCGAGCUCUGGUGGAGGACACCCUAGAGGGCCUGCAGGAGAGGAUGGGCCUGCUGGACUCCACACUGGACCAGCACUGUGACAGCAUACGGGACAGACUGCAGGAGCACUCAACAUUCCAGAAUGAGCUGAGGAUGUUAUCCACAGCUUUGAGUGAAAGUAAACACCAGCUGCUGCAAAAGAUGGCUGGAAGCGCAGACAGACCUGCAUCCAAGCAGAUUGAGGCUCUAUCAGAGGCAGAGGACAGUCUGAGGGAGUUUGAUCAAAGAGUGACUGAGCUGAAGACCAGAGCCGAAGGCCUCCAUUCCGACCAAGUCUCCAAUCAGGAGAUAAUCAAAUUACAGGAUGCAUAUGAGGAGCUGGUGCUCAUGGUCGGCUCCAGGCGCAGCAGCCUGAACCAAGGCUUGUCCCUCAAGUCCCAGUAUGAAGCUGCACUUCACGACCUCAAAGACUUGGUGGACACGGCUCAGGACAAGAUGGCUGCCGACCAAAAGAUGACCGUGGCUUCUGUCAUAGAGGUCCAAAUGCUGCUAGACAAACACAAAGAUUUUUUCCAGGGUCUAGAAUGUCAUAUGAUCCUUACCCACACAUUUUAUAGCAAAGUGUCUGGCCUGGUGGCACAGAGGGAAUGCCAAGCCCUGGAGGAGACCAUGGCUUUAGCCCAGAGCGUGCUCAAACAGGCCCACAGGAGGGGGGUGGAGCUGGAGGGCACCCUGGAGUCAUGGAGCAGGUUUGUGGAGGACUACCAGGCGCUGUGUCGGCAGCUUGAGGCUGUAGAGUGCAGCAUCCCCACCGUGGGUCUGGUAGAGGAGACAGAGGAGAGACUAACUGAAAGGAUUGGUCUCUACCAGCGACUGAAGGCCAGCCUGACCGAGCAUCAGCCUCAGCUCUACCAAGUCCUGGAGGAGGGAAAGAGGCUUCUUCUGUCUGUCAGCUGCUCGGACCUGGAGAACCAGCUGACCCAGCUGGGAGAACACUGGCUGUCCUCCACCACCAAGGUCAACAAAGAGCUGCAUCGCCUCGACUCAACACUCAAGCACUGGAGCAGAUACCAGAGCGAGUCAGUGGAACUCAGCCACUGGUUGCAGUCCGCUCUGGACAGGCUGGAGUUCUGGACAACCCAGUCGGUGACAGUGCCUCAGGAGCUGGAGACCGUCAGAGACCAUCUCUGUGCCUUUCUGGAGUUUUACAAGGAGGUGGAUGCUAAGUCAUCUCUGCGUUCGUCUGUGCUGAGCACAGGCAACCAGCUCCUGCGGCUGAAAAGAGUAGACACAGCUGGUCUGAGGACAGCUUUAGGCCACAUCGAUACUCAGUGGGCUGAGCUGCUCACCCGUAUUCCUGUGGUGCAAGAGAAGCUACACCAGCUGCAGAUGGAGAAGCUGGCGUCUCGGCACGCCAUCACAGAGCUGAUGAGCUGGAUCUCACUCAUGGAGAACAUCAUCGAUGAAGACCAGGACAAGAUCCUGGGAGCUGUGGGCUCAGACGUGGUGCAGAGCUUCUUGCAGAAGUAUAAGGGUUUCCGCAUCGAUCUGACCUGUAAGCAGUUGACUGUGGACUUUGUUAACCAGUCAGUGCUGCAGAUCAGCAGCCAAGAUGUGGAGGGAAAGCGCAGCGACAAGACAGACUUUGCCGAGAAGCUGGGAGCUAUGAAUAGAAGGUGGCAGAUACUGCAGGGGCUCAUUACUGAAAAGAUUCAGCUAUUGGAAGGACUAUUGGAAGGUUGGUUGGAGCAUGAGAAUGGGGUCCAGGCCCUGAAGACCUGGCUCACAUUGCAGGAGGAGAGACUGAAGAAGAGACACAGGAUAGAGGAUGUAGCGUCGGUACAAAACGCACUUAAAGACUGUCAGGAGUUGGAAGAGUUGGUGAAGGAAAAAGAAAAGGAUCUGGAGAAAGUAGAGGAGCGAGGAAAUGCUCUCAUUCAAGAUAAGAAAGGAGCGGCAUGCUCUGUGGUGAAGGAGACCCUCAAAUGCCUGAAUGAGUCCUGGGCUCAUCUGAAACACAUGAUAAGUCAAAUGAAAGUGAGCCUGCGGUCGGUGUUAGAGCAGUGGACGCUGUACCGGCGAGCGUCAGAGGAGAUCAAUGGGUACCUGAUGGAGGGGAGGUACUCUGUGUCCAGGCUGCACCUCCUCAAUGGAUCGCUGGAGGCAGUACAGCAGCAGGUGGAGAGCCUGGAGAACCUGCAGGAAGAAAUGGACAAACAGGAAAGCAGUCUGAGGAAGUUUGGCUCCGUAACACAGCAGCUCCUGACUGAGUGUCAUCUAUCUGUGGCUGAAACGCUCAACAGAGCGAUCCAGGAUGUCAACAUCAGGUGGAACUGCCUGCUGGAGCAGAUCUCAGAGCAGCUGAGGAGCAGCAGGGCCUUGCUGGGGCUGUGGCAGCACUACAGGUCGUUGCACAGCCAGUGCGUGAUGGCGGUUGUGAAGCUGGAGGAGCGCGCCGAUCACCUGCUGAAGAGCGCCACCGACAGGGAGAUCUCAGAGGAGGAGAGCGGCGCCUGGAUAAAAGACUGCGAUGAGUGCCUCAGUGACCAGGCUACGGUGCUGCAGUCCCUCCAGCAGCUGCAGGCUUUAGGGGAACAGCUGAAGUCCCAAGUGGACGCCUCCUCCUCUGCAGCUCUCCAGUCAGACCACCUGUCGCUCACGCAUCGCCUAGCAACGCUGGACCACGCCCUCCACAGGCAGCAGGACGUACUGCAGUCUGGAUCUCAGGCAUGUGAAGGCUUCAGAGCUCAGUUGGAGACACUGACGUGUAAAGCUGAGGAGGCUGAGAAGGUGCUGAAGGAGUCCGACCCGGUCAGCUCAGCUGAGCACACUGUGGUCCAGACACGGAUGGAAAAGUUAAAGGUUCACCUGCUAAAAGUGAGCAGCCUGUCUCCAGAUCUUGAACGGCUUAAUGAGCUGGUGUACAGACUUCCAGUCAGUGACCGAGAUGUUAAACGCCUGCAGAGUCUCAACAGGGCCUGGGCCACACACUCUGCUCAUCUCACUGAGAGGUUCAGUAAACUGCAGGAGGUGCUGCUUCAACAGCAGAGCUUCCUUCAGAAGUGUGAGGCCUGGAUGGACUUCCUGACUCACACUGAACAGAAGCUGGCUGCUGAGAUCUCAGGCAACUACCAGAGUUUACUGGAGCAGCAGAGAGACCACGAGUUGUUCCAGGCCGAGAUGUUUAGCAGGCAACAGAUUCUCUACUCGAUCAUCACCGAUGGCCAUAGUAUGUUGGACCAGGGACAUGUGGAUGACGGAGAUGACUUCAGCGUGAAGCUGGCGUUGCUGAGCAACCAGUGGCAGUGCGUGGUGAGACGGGCCCAGCAGCGGCGGGGCAUCAUCGACAGCCUGGCCCGCCAGUGGCAGAGCUACCAGGAGAUGUCCGAGAAGCUGCUGCGGUGGCUCCAGGAAGUGACCCGGGAUCCAGAUGUGCACCAGCCAGGAGAAGCAGUGGCCCUGCAGCAGGCCAGGAACCUGCUGGAUCAGAUCCAGACUCCCGCGCUAGUUAACCUGUACCCCAUCUUCCCUCCGCCUCUGUCUCUGUCGGUGCAGAUGAGGGAGCGCGUGCUCCACAGGCAGCAGGGAAGCUACAUCCUGACGGUGGAGGCCGGCAGGAGCCUCCUGCUGUCGGCCGACGCCGCGGCCGAAUCCACGCUGCAGACGGAGCUGAUGGAGAUGCAGGAUAAGUGGAGGCACGCGCACCACCACCUGGACCAGCAGAGGAAGGCGCUGCUCGGCUUACUCAAGAACUGGGAGCGGUGUGAGAAGGGCAUCGAUGCGUCGCUGGAGAAGCUGAGGGCCUUCAAGAGGAAGCUGUCGGUGCCGCUGCCGGAUCAUCACGAGGAGCUGCACGCCGAGCAAAUCAGAUGCAAGGAGUUAGAGAGCAGUGUGGACGGCUGGACUGAUGACCUCACUUCCUUGUUCCUGCUGAGGGACUCCUUGGAGGGCGUGGUCAGUGCCGAUGACAUCACAGUCCUACAGGAACGCCUCCAGCUGCUACAGCGCCAGUGGGAGGAAGUGUGUCACCAGCUUUCUCUGCGCAGGCAGCAGGUGAGCGAGAAGCUGAAUGAGUGGGCCGUGUUCAAUGAGAAGAACAAGGAGCUGUGUGAGUGGCUCACACAGAUGGAGAGCAAGGUCUCUCAGAAUGGGGACAUCAGCAUCGAUGAGAUGAUUGUUAAGCUGCGCAAGGACUACCAGGAAGAGAUCAGCGUCGCUCAGGAGAACAAGCAGCAGCUGCAGGUCAUGGGGGAGCGUCUGGCCAGGGCCAGCCAGGACAACAAGGCGGCCGAGAUCCAGCACAAGCUCAGCAAAGUCAGCGAGCGCUGGCAGCAUCUGCUGGACCUCAUCGCUGCCAGGGUGAAGAAGUUGAAGGAGACCCUGGUCGCCGUGCAGCAGCUGGAUAAGAACAUGAGCAGCCUGCGCUCCUGGCUGGCUCACAUCGAGACAGAGCUGUCCCGGCCCAUCGUCUACGACACCUGCGACGACCAGGAGAUCCAGAGGAAACUCAACCAGCAGCAGGAGCUGCAGAGGGACAUCGAGAAGCACAGCACCGGCGUGGCCUCGGUGUUGAACCUGUGCGAGGUGCUGCUGCACGACUGCGACGCCUGCUCCACGGAGACCGAGUGUGACUCCAUCCAGCAGGCCACCAGAGGGCUGGACCGGCGCUGGAGGAACAUCUGCGCCAUGUCCAUGGAGAGGAGGCUCAAGAUUGAGGAAACCUGGAGGCUGUGGCAGAAGUUUCUGGACGAUUACUCCCGGUUUGAGGAAUGGCUGAAGACUUCAGAAAGGACAGCAGCUCUGCCCAACUCCUCUGGAGUUCUCUAUACUGUAGCUAAGGAGGAGCUGAAGAAGUUUGAGGCCUUCCAGCGUCAGGUGCAGGAGUGUCUGACGCAGCUGGAGCUGAUCAACAAACAGUACCGCCGGCUGGCCCGGGAGAACCGCACAGACUCCUCCUGCCGCCUCAGAGAGAUGGUGCAUGAUGGGAACAGGCGAUGGGACGGCCUGCAGAAGAGGGUGGCUGCAAUCCUGCGCAGACUCAAGCACUUCAUCAGUCAGAGGGAGGAGUUUGAGACGGCCCGAGACAGCAUCCUGGUGUGGCUGACAGAGAUGGACCUGCAGCUCACCAACAUCGAGCACUUCUCUGAGUGUGACGUUCAGGCCAAGAUAAAACAGCUCAGGGCGUUCCAGCAGGAGAUCUGCCUGAACACGGGGAAGAUCGAGCUGGUGUUCAGACAGGGCGAGGCUCUGAUUGAGAAGAGCGAACCUCUGGACGCAGCCGUCAUCGAGGAGGAGCUGGAGGAGCUGCAGAGGUACUGUCAGGAGGUCUUCGGGCGAGUCGACAGAUACUACAAGAAACUCACGCGGCUUCCUCUGGCUGACGAUGAGCUGGACGGCUCGGACAGAGAGCUGGACAUGGACGACGGCGGGGACCUCUCUGAGCUGCAGUGGGCCGACUCCUCUUUGCCCCGAGCCUCCAGCCGCCAGGCCUCAGGGGCGACCCCCGCCCGAGCCGACCGCUCGGGACGCGACACCCCGGCCAGCGUGGACUCCAUCCCUCUGGAGUGGGACCACGACUACGACCUGAGCAGAGGCCUCGACAGCCCGGCGGGACAGAGACAUGUGGACAGAGGCAGAGAACAAGAGGAGGACGAGGACGAGUAUGUGAGGACGGCUGCCACCGAGCUGUCAGAUGUAGUUAUCCCAGAGAGCCCAGAGGCCUACAUUAAACUGACUGAGAACACAUUGAAAUCAUCCUCUGGCGAGCCGGGCCAGCUGGAGGCCAGUCUGAGGCAGCUGGAUCAGGCUCUGGAUGCGGGACGGUAUCACCUCCAGCAGAGAGAAGCCGCCGCCAAGCGCUCGGGCCCCGACGUGGACUCCACAUACAUGGGCUACAUGCGUUUGAUGGGAGAGUGUCGCGGCAGCAUCGAUGCAGUGAAGAGAGCGGAGGGAGAACUGACUGAAGACGAGGAUGACGUCCCAGGACUCACCAACCCGACCAGUGCAGACGCUCAGAGUGCAGGUGUGAUUGAGCGCUGGGAGCUGAUCCAGGCGCAGUCCCUUAGUGAGAAGAACAGGCACAUGCAGAACCUGCAGCAGUGGCAGCAGCUGAUCUCGGACCUGCAGACCAUGAGGGCCUGGCUGGGCCAGUCUGAGGCUGAGCUCAGCCAGCUGAGAGGACUCGCACACAGCACCGACAUACACACCCUCCAGCAGAGAAUCAAAAAGCUCAAGGAGCUGCAGAAAGGAGUGGAUGCCCACAAGUCCGAGGUGCUGUCCAUCAACCUGAGCAGCGCAGACUUCCUCCAAUCACAGCCUGACUCAGAGGAGGCGUGGGAGCUGAGGGACGGCCUGAAGGAGAUGAACCUGCGCUGGGAUCGGCUCCAUAGCUCCCUGGAGGACUGGAGGGAGGAGCUGCAGAGGGCGCUGAUGCAGUGCCAGGAGUUCCAUGAAAUGAGCCACGGCCUGCUGCUGUGGCUGGAGAACAUCGACCGCAGGAGGAACCAAGUGGUGCCCAUCGCUCCCAAAGCGGAGCGGGAAACGCUACGCGCUCAUCACCAGACGCUGACGCAAAUCAAGCGCGAGCUGCUGGACUCGCGGCAGAAGGCCUCGUCCCUGCAGGAGCUGUCGGCUCAGCUGCUCGUCAGCGCCCGAGCUGCGCCCGCGCCGCCGCAGGCGCAGGGCGGCGAGUGCCUGGAGGCGCAGGAGAAGGUGCACGUGAUCUGGAACCGGCUGCGGCUGCUCCUGAGGGAGGUCGGCGCCGACCUGGAGGCGCUGGAGAGGCGGCUGGAGGCCGCCACUACGCAGCAGCAGGAUUUCCCACCGCCGCCUGUCUCCAGAUCAGCCGCUCCCGCGUCAGAGGUGACCGCCCGACCGCGUAAACGCCUGCCCCGAGCCAAAAGUAGUCAGGCCCACGCAGGACCCCCUGAGAGCAGCCCGCGCCACAGCCGGAGCAAAUCACCAGGCGCCGCUGGCUGCGUUUCCUCCCGUUCUGACCUUCCGGCCGCCUCCUCCUCCUCCUCCUCCUCCUCCGCCUCCUCCAAGGGCCAGUCCUUCCUGCUGCGGGUCCUCAGGGCUGCGCUCCCCGUCCAGCUGCUGCUGCUGCUGCUCAUCGGCCUGGCCUGCCUGGUGCCCAUGACGGAGGAGGACUACAGCUGCCACCACGCCAACAACUUCGCCCGCUCCUUCCAUCCCAUGCUGCGCUACACCAACGGGCCUCCGCCCAUAUGAGCGGCAGCUGAGUACCGAGCUAGCGCGUUGCCAAGGACUCCACUGAAUGCCGUGAAUGUCUCCGCUUCGCCCCUUUCCCUGACGCCACCCACGCUCUCCCCGCUGGGGAACUCCAUGCAAUAUGAAGCGAUCAGAGGUGACAUGAAGAGUUUUUUUUUUAUUAACAUUGCACAUCUACUCACCUGAGUCACCUCAGCCCUUUAAAACCUGCUCUCCAGAAUGAGUGGACUUCCUCUGGAGGCCCUCCUUCCCCAAGUCUAACACUUCUCCCUGUUUGAACUUAAUUAAAGCACUAUUUAUAUACUGUAUGUUGGGAGCCAAAGUCCACCGUGCUUUUUGUCUAUGAUAUCCAGUGCUGCUACUAUUUAUUUAAUGUCCAAUCCGGUUAUAGAUUGUUAGUAUUGAUGAAGCUAAGCCACCUUGAAUGUGGGGACAUCACACCCAUAAUCUUUUUUAGAAUAGACUUUAGUCGUUUGAAGAGCAGCCGAUCAGUCACAUUGAUGAAGAGGUGUUUGUCCGCCACGCUCUGAAGGAGGAGACGACGGCCCGGCGUUAUUUGCUUGACACGCGUCAAAGAACCGGUUGAACUUUGAAAUGAAGUUUUCACAGCACUGCUGAAGGUACUACACUGAAGCCGUCCAGCCAAGAUGGCCGACUUCCUGCCCCCGAUGUCCAGCCUCCGUUCUCGUUUUUAAUUGCAGUAUUUUAAUCAACUGGGGGCAAGCGUGAAAAAAAAAACUCCUGUGAAAUAUUCGACUGAUUUGUAUAUUGUUGAAAUGCCUUUGAAUAAAGGUGGUUAUUUUUUUAUCUUUAUUUUUGAGCAUGCACUUGAGAGUCCCCCGCUUUUAAGAAAGCCAAACAAUCACUAGUAGCAUUUAGUAGAUGGCUGUAAUGAUGUAGUGCUUUGUAAUAACGGCAAAUAUUCUGUGGUGAUACAACAACUGAACCUGUAAAAGAAAAAAAGAUUAAAUAUUCAGAUUAUUUAUGUAUGUACAGUUUGCUAAUGCUGACUUCAUGAAGAAUACUCUCUUUGCAAAUAAAAGAAAAUAUUUA
Betta splendens (Siamese fighting fish) is the source of this 28233-nucleotide messenger RNA. It is a transcript of the gene syne1a, whose product is annotated as spectrin repeat containing, nuclear envelope 1a. Gene Ontology annotation, molecular function: protein binding. The transcript is spliced from 148 exons. Gene Ontology annotation, cellular component: membrane. The record is from RefSeq and is a predicted model, not a curated record. Bases 508 to 27180 code for a protein of 8890 amino acids. Lineage: Eukaryota; Metazoa; Chordata; Actinopteri; Anabantiformes; Osphronemidae.